Molecule: messenger RNA, 3692 nt
Organism: Seriola aureovittata
Lineage: Eukaryota; Metazoa; Chordata; Actinopteri; Carangiformes; Carangidae
Gene: ntaq1
Product: N-terminal glutamine amidase 1
Exons: 10
Coding region: 38-682 (214 amino acids)
Cellular component (GO): cytosol; nucleus
Molecular function (GO): protein-N-terminal asparagine amidohydrolase activity; protein-N-terminal glutamine amidohydrolase activity
Source: RefSeq, a predicted model, not a curated record
UUUACUUCCGGCGGAGCGUUUUCAGUGUAGCACCAAGAUGAAGAGCGAAGACAGAAUCAUACCGUCCCGCGAAAGCUGCGUUUACACCAGCUGUUACUGUGAGGAAAAUGUUUGGAAACUCUGUGAGUUUGUCAGACAGGAGAGAACUGUACCACUGGAACAACUGUUUGUGAUUUUCAUCUCUAAUAAAAACAGAAUGGUUCCUCUGUGGAAACAGAAGUCUGGACAUGGAGACCGGCCAGUGAUCUGGGUCUGUGAUGUCACUGACUACCACGUGAUCCUGCUGCAGGUGGGUCUUCAGUCGGACUCUCUGGUUUAUGAUCUGGACUCUGAGCUGUCGUUUCCCUGCAGCCUGAAACUAUACGCCGCCCAGGCCUUCCGUUCAGACCGCAACAUCAGACCCGAGUACCACAGGAAGUUGCGUGUUGUACCUGCUGACAGUUUCCUGUUGAACUUUGCGUCUGACCGAUCUCACAUGAAGACUUCUGAUGGAUCCUGGAGGAUGCCCCCCCCACCCUACCCGCCCAUACACACCACAGAGAGUCACAUGAACCUGGAUGACUUCAUCAGUAUGGACCCUGCUGUUGGCUGGGGGACGGUCUUCAGUCUGGACCACUUCCUGCAGAGCUAUGCCGGAAACUCUUCAUCAUCAUCAUCAUCAUCAUCAUCGUUGACCUCAUAGCUGUCAUCUCAGACAGACUGCAGCAGACACACCUGUUUCAGAUUUGUAAAAGAGUCAACGUUACAAACACGCAUGGACAUAAAAACUUUGAAGUAGACAUUACCUACGACUCCCAUGGUGCAUUUCUACGAAGCAUAAUAUGAGCUUCAGCUCUCUGUUUAAAGCUGUUUAUCAGUUUAUCAGAGCACUGGACAGCAAAAGCCAUGGAGGCUCAUGGGUAAUGUAGUAUUUAAAGUGUUAAUCCUGCAGGUCAGAACAUGAAGCAGGAUGAUGGUUCCAUUAUCAGGAGAGUCCUGAGGUUCUAUGUUCUCUAACAUUCAGCAGAUCCCCAAACUUCCCCCGUCUAUUUAAGCAUGUGUUUACCUGCACAGUUCUCACCUGGUUACUGCACCAGAAGCUUGUUUCUUACAGACUUGAACUGUGGUUGUGACAGUGACAGCAGCAGCAGUGUCUCUGUGUUCGAUAAGGUUCUACCAACCUGAUUCUAAUGUUCUGACAAAGACUUUUGUUGUUCUUACUACAGAACAAGUGAUCUGUUUUAACAGCCACAUGAGACUCUCCUAUGUCCCUUAGACUUCUACAGACGACAUGAGAAAAGCAGUGUUUCUCAUCAUUGUGCAGAAGUAUAUUUGUACUUUGUUCUUCUUCUACUUUACAUUUACCUGAGAGCUGCAGGCACUCAAAUAAAAUGGCUGAUCAGUUUCUAAGAUAUGAUGUAUUCUUACAGAAGGUCCUGCAUACACACAGGUGUUACCAGGUACUGUGUCUGACUACACCUGUUCAGGUGGGAGUGAGGAUCUGCUGGCUUACAUUAGCAUAUCAGUUCAUCUUUUGGGACCCUUGGCUCUCUAUCAUUUAACUGUUCUGUACAACAUCUACUUUAGAUAUUUUAUGUAUGUUUUUACUGUAUUUUUAUAGCAGUAUUUCUAUUUUACUUAACUGUAAAAUUGUUAAAAUACACAUACACACAAGCGCUUCAAUGAACAGACCACAGGGUCAGUAAAGUUUGAUUCAGAGCCUAAGUUGAGUGACAGAUGUUUUUAAAUGAACCAAUCAAACCUCCGUCUGCCUCCUGGUGAUAGUGUAUCUGUAGUUUUUAUGUUCGACCUGUGAAGGCGCUGUGAGUUCACCCUGAUGUUCUCACACUGACCAGGCCCACUGAUCGAUCAAAGGUUAAUGAUCAGUGAUUGCUCACAGAGGAGCCCGGUCAGGAUCCAGUUCAGACUGUAGUUGGAACCGGUUCAGACUGACAGACAGGAAACAGACCGGAAGAAUAACGGGAACGUUUAUUUGAAGUUUCGGUUUGGUACACACUUGGUUUACAGUCAGAGAAGAGUCAUGUGAGCGAUUAAAACCGUUUGAUUUGUUCAAGCUUUAUGACACGCCGCAACAGUGUGGCUAAUGACCUUUAACCUUUGGCCACCAAAUUCUAAUCUGUUCAUCUUUAAUUGAAUGUUUGUGUCAAAUCUUUAGAAAUUCUCUGCAGGUUUCCGUGUGAUUAAGUGUCACGAGGCCAGGACGAACGACCACAGCAGUCAACUUCAGUGUGACAUCAGGUUCAGGUGUGUGAGGGUGAAGUUCACACAGUGAACACCUGCUGCUCCUCGUCCUUGUCUACCUCUGACAGCUCAGUUUCUAUGUGUGGACACCAACAGCAGAAAGCGAUGUGACAGCUGUGAGCUCACUGACGCUACAGGAAGUAAACUGUGAGAUUUGGCUUCAGUCUUUUUAAACUCCACCCUGCAAUCAGCAGCUCAAUCAGGACAAACAUGAACAACCUCAACACUGAGGAAGAUGGAGAUGACGUCAGAGGAGGAGGCGGACGAGGAUGGUGGACAUUCUCCCUCGCGACAGGUGUAGCUGCUCUCUUGUGGAAGAUCUACCAGUCGAAGAAGAAGGAGGUGGAGGAGCUGGAGGUGACGGACAGGAUUUAUCGCGACUACAUCAAGCAGGAUCAGCAGGAGAAGCUGACAGAGGUGGAGAACCUGCUGGUGGAACGACAGCAUGUGUUCUGCAGUUACAGAAAGCUGUAUUCAAAACGUCAACAGCUGGAAGAACAGAUCCUGCAGAAAGCAUCAGCAUUAGAAAGUCUGAUUCCUGACAUGAGUAAAACUGUGAAGAGGAUCUUCACUGAAGAUUGCCACUGUGGUUCCUCUCUGACCUACAUCUGGACCAGAGACAAGAGGAAGAAUGGGCGGUUGAUGUGGGAGGAGAUGAAGAACUGGAGGAGCAUGUUGGAGAACAAUGGAAGGUCCUGAGGUAAAUAUUUAACCUGUGUUCCCAGUUCUGUGUUCUCCAGAGACAGAUGAGGACAUUGAUAUCAUCCUUACCUGAAACCUCUUCAUGAAACCCUCAUAACACCUUUUUCAACCAACCCUGGAACUCCCUCAAAACCUCCUGGAACCCUGUGAAUCACACUCAGCUCUGCUCAGUGAUCCCAAGAACCUCCUAAAGGAUCCAUAGAGCCUCCUUAACAACACAAGGAACCUGUCACUGGCACAAAGAACUCCCCUUAAAGAAACAUAGUAGUCCCUCAACUCCCUUACAACUUCUCAGUGAUCUUUAGGAGUCCUGGAACCUCUUCAAGGACUCACAAAUCCUCCUCAAGGCCCCCUAGAACCACCUCAAAGACUCCCCUCUCAAGGACUCUUCAAACCUUUUCAAGGACUUAUGAAGUCUCCUAAAGGAUGAAACUUCAUCAAAGACAGCUGUAACCUCAUCAGUGACAGGAGACAGAGUUGUUGGGAAACUUAUUACAGUCAUUUCCUCUUUAUCCAGAUGUCAGGUCAGAUGUUUCGUGUACAUCACUGGACACACGACAUGGAAACACUUGAAAUCAGAAUCAGGGCUGUAAAGGUCAGAUGCCCUGUUCACACCUAACACCUAACAUGUGUCUUCAGUGAUCCGAUCACAGGUGGUCAGCUCUAAGUACGUCAGUUCCCUUGUGAUCAGAUCUCACUUCCUCGCUUUAUAUGCAAAUAAACAAGUAUGUGUUGAUGUUUUUAACCAA